AUGUGCCUCUAUGCCAGUUGGCGGGUGUGCCACGCGACUGACUACCGGACCGUAGCGGUUAUCGUUGCAGCAACCAUCCUGACUGACAAGUGCUGUCGUCACGGGGCGCCUGAGCAUGAGAAAUGCUUCCCACAGCGCAAUCAGUUGCAAGGCCAGCCCGGCUCGGCAUGUAUGCAACUGGACCAACACGUCUUCACUCCGGCCGGUACAUCUGCCAACCUUUCACCCUCCCACUUUGCCAACUACACUCCGGCUCGCCGUCUCCACCCUCUCGCCUGA
Molecule: messenger RNA, 279 nt
Organism: Protopolystoma xenopodis
Lineage: Eukaryota; Metazoa; Platyhelminthes; Monogenea; Polystomatidea; Polystomatidae
Source: the annotation of a GenBank genome assembly